Messenger RNA from Cuscuta epithymum, 2615 nucleotides. The record is from the annotation of a GenBank genome assembly. NCBI's taxonomy places the organism in Eukaryota, Viridiplantae, Streptophyta, Magnoliopsida, Solanales, Convolvulaceae.
GCGCAAUCUUUUUUCUAGAGAAAUAGGAAUAAAGUUUGGUGUAUCCUAACAAUAAAAUUGGAAGAAAUUUACAUGAAACAUUAUUUUGUAGGUGCCAACAAGUUAGAGCCACAAACGUCUAAUAUUUAGGUGACAAUGACUGAGCUUCAAUAGAGAAUUGGGCAAAACGUUAUGCGGGAUUGAUUCAUGUAAUGCAGGGCCAUGUGCACCCAAAGAUUCAAUGGUCGGUCACAUUUGAUUUGAGUCUUGGUGGGUCAUUUUUGUUUUUCUGGUUUGCCUUCUUAUUAUCAUCAAGCUCACUUCCUUCUUCCCAUUAAUGGAGUCCAUCACCUUACUCCUUUUACUGCUUACUCUUACACUCCCAAGUUCAGUUUUCUCAAAUGGAAACAUUGGACCAAUGAUCAAUGUAUCCAAACACAUCUCCUACCCAGAUUUCAGGAUCAACCAGCAGCAGCAACAUGUCACUCUUCUGGGAAGUUCAUCCAUUUCACCUGAUAAGUCUUGCCUCCAGAUUCCGAAACCCUCCUCUGAUCUCAAGCACUUAGCAGGCCGGGCAAUCCAUUCGGCGCCUUUCCGACUCUUUGAUCCGCCCACUCGAACUCCUGCUUCUUUCCACACCUCAUUCUCGUUCCAGUUCCAAUCCCCCUCAGAGAACUUGUCAUCAUCCCCACAUGGUGGUCAUGGUUUGACUUUCAUCAUUGUUCCCGAUGAGUUUACUGUCGGCCGGUCCGGUCCGUGGCUCGGCAUGCUCAACGACGUCUGUGAUGACAACUACAAGUCUGUGGCGGUUGAGUUCGACACCCGAAUGAACCCGGAAUUCGGAGACCCGAGUGAUAACCAUGUCGGUAUUAACCUCGGAAGCAUUGUUUCUGUCACGACUGUUAACGCGUCCGAUGUCGGGGUUGUUCUCGGGGAUGGUUCCGUUCACCGGACUUGGAUAUCUUAUGAUGGUCAGCUCCGGUUCAUCGAUAUCCGGCUCGGGUUGGACCGCAACGGGUAUCCUUCUAAGCCGGUUUAUUCAGGUUCUCUUGACCUUUCUCCUUACCUAAAUGAAUACAUGUUCGUCGGCUUCUCUGCUUCCACCGGAAACCAUACCCAAAUCCACAACGUCAUGUCCUGGAACUUCUCGUCAACCAGCCACGCUUCUCUUCGGGUUCCUUCAUCCGAAACAUGUGAGAAUAGAUUAUUAAUACACCAAAGAAGCAAAAACAUAGAAGAGGAACAAGUGGCGAAAUUGCACGAAAGAACUCCGACCAGUUUCUUGAUUUUCUUGGCUGUGCUUAUUCUUAUGGUUGUGGUUUUACUCAAUCUUUACUUCGGCGGUGGUCGGAAAGCCAUUAACGAGUCCAGUGAAGUUCUGGGUAAGCCGGAGAAGCAGAAAUUGGGUCCGCCAAACAAGGCUCGCCGGUUCACGUUGACGGAAAUCUCCUCGGCGACCCGGAAUUUCAGCGAGGUACAGAUUCUGGGAAGUGAUGCGAGGAGUGUCACGUACAAAGGGACUCUGUUGCGCGGCGGCAGCGUGGCGGUGAAGCGGUUCUCGGAGAAGUUCUUGGCUUCCGGCGGAUUCGACCGGCAGCGGUUGCACAGGAAAAUCAAAGCCGCCGGAAAGAUCCGGCACCCAAAUCUGGUUCCCAUCAGAGGGUGGUGCUUCGAUGACAAAGAAACAACCGUGGUCUACGAUUACAUCCCCAACGGAAGCCUGGAUAGAUGGCUGUUCGGCGGCGGGGUUUUGCCGUGGACGCGGCGGCUGAAGGUGGUGAAAGACGUGGCGGAGGCGCUGAGUUACCUCCACUCGAAAGAACUCGCCCACAAGAACGUGAAAGCCAGCAGCGUUUUCCUCGACGUCAGCAUCAGAGCGGCGGUGGGCGACUACGGGUUCGUGCUCAGCUCCGUCGAGUCGACUCGGUUCGAAUCGGUGGUGAGUCAGACGGCGGACGUGUUCGAGUUCGGGGUGCUGGCGCUGGAGAUUGUGUCGGGUCGGGUCAGAAAGUCCGGCCCCGGGGAACUGGAUCUGCUGGACUUGGCGUGGGCAUUACAUGAGGAAGGCGAAAAGGAGAAAUUAGUGGACCGGCGGAUGGGACUGGUGGUGAACCGGGAACAGGCGGUCCGGGUCGUGGAAGUUGGGUUGGUUUGUACGUUGAAUGAGAAUAAAGGGCGGCCGAGCAUGGAGGAAGUGGUGGAGUUUUUGAACGCUGAAAAACCGCUUCCGAAGUUGCCGCCGGUUCGACCGGUUUCGUUGUUCCCCUACAGCAGCACCACGGGGUUGUGCACUGCUCACGCAUGUUCUCCGUUCAAAUAAUGACCGUGUGUUUUGGACGAAGAAGAAAUAAUUGCGUGCGAAAUUGUAAUUAUGCGCCUUCCUCAAUUAUUUAUUUUUUUAUUUCCUUAUAUGUUGUUGCUUUAAAUUUUUUGUGAUUGAUUAGAAAAAAAAAAUGUAGUAUUUCAGGGGUGUUGUCAAUUUUUCUACGGAUUUUAUUUAUAGACAUAUAAAUAGUUGAUGGAAGAAGUUAUUUGGGCUUGAGUAGUUGGAAAAUAUGUUAAAAUUGCAUUAAAUGGUUAAUUUGAGUUAGAAUUUUGAGUAGGGUCUCACUUCUAAUUUUGAUUGAAUCAAAGUG